AGUCAACACUCCUUAAUAAAAAAAAAAAGGUUCUCUAUAUCACCGUGCUUACAAAAACCAGUCAGAACAUAUAAAAAAUUUCAUUAAAAUAUAAAUUUCACGUAAGAACAGUGCAAAACCGAAAAUAAAAUAAACUGACGACUUUAAAACUGAAUUUAUACUUAAGUUGCGUGAACAGUGUAAUGAUAAAUAUGUAGUGGAAUCUUAAAAAUUAAUGACUUUCAAAUUUCAAAAACAUUGAAGCACACAGAUCGACGACUUUACGCAUAUUUAAGUUCAUAAAACAGUAAGAAAUUACUAAGACAGAGUUAAAGUAUAAAAGUUCUCACGCUCUCCUUUGUGCAAGUAAAUACUAGAAAACUCGAAGAUUAAAUUAAAUUUAUACAUGUUCCAUUAUACGUCCAUGCAUCAACUAUAUAAUUCUGGUCGAGGCCGAUGACGUGCUCGCAAUGCAAUUUCAUUCCCAGUAAACUGAGUCAGGCUACUUGCUGGGUUCUAGAAAUUGCAAAUAAAGUAUAAAGAUGCAAACAUGAACUUCACUUAGUAAAAGCGAUAAAGUACGACAAACGUGUUUCGCAAUUGCUGAAUUAAUAAAGCAGAAAAAAGUGGAAUUAAAAACACACUGUGCACACAGUUGAGUAGUUAAUCAAGCUUAAUAUUAACGACAAUGUGUACUCGUUGCGAGUGUUGACGCACAAAAAGACCCAGUUGAAGAUUAUUAACACACGUCAGUUCAAAAAAAGACACUAUUGAGAGCUACGUAAUUUAAAUAUUCAAGUGAAAAUGGCGGUAAAUAUAAAAGAGAGAAAGAGCGUUGACGUCAUCCUGCCAAUGGACGUGGUUAGUGAUAACUAUUCAAAUCGAGCUGAACCGUCAAUUAAAAUGUUACGUACUGACAACGGCAAUUUCGAUACUAAUCACGCGGAAAAGGAACCUUUAAUGGAAACUGAUAAUACGAAUAAUCCAAAACCCACUAGUGGACCUGAAAUCGAUGAUCUUGAACCGGAAGAUAAGGUUGUACCUAGUUCAGAUAACGAUGAGGGUAUAGAUGAUGGUCUUUUACCCGGAAACGGUUCAGUCUAUCCUAGAGAUGAUUCUGAUCAACCAGCAGAUCCUUUUCCAUCAUUUCCGGCUGCCCCACCAGGACCUGGCAGUGGAGUUCCAGUACCUCGUAACUCACCUGAUGUUAAUGUAUAUCAGCAGAAAAAAACUAUUGCUCAAGGGAUGAUGGAUCUUGCUUUGAUAUCCGCAAAUGCUAAUCAGUUUCGUUACGUACUUCAAACUAGUGGACGGCACCCAUUUUAUUAUCCUUCUUUGAUUAUGAUUGGUUUGAGUCUGUUACUACAGGUCGUUGUUGGUAUUGGCCUUAUUUGGAACAGCUGUUAUAACAUUAAGAUACAUAAUCAAAUGUGCAUGGCUAAUAAGGCUAAUAAUUUAACAGUUAGUGGUAUCUUCUUGAUUACCAUUUUAAACGUGUUUAUAUCAUCCUUUGGUAUUGUUGAAAAUAUAGACUCAAGAACUUUUGUGGACUCUACGAGUGUGCAGUGAUUCAUCUGUAUUAACUGAGAAAAUUACUGGGUUUUUCAAGCCAAAUGCAUCACCUGAACGUGUGGUUUUACCAUAAGAAUUAAAAUGGGGGCGUUAACUUCAGGUGGUACAUAUAUGGAAACCAUUGAUCCUAUGAAGCACUUGAGGAAAUCCAUUCUUUGAUGUU
Molecule: messenger RNA, 1714 nt
Organism: Cephus cinctus (wheat stem sawfly)
Lineage: Eukaryota; Metazoa; Arthropoda; Insecta; Hymenoptera; Cephidae
Exons: 1
Coding region: 784-1548 (254 amino acids)
Biological process (GO): tissue regeneration; cell adhesion
Cellular component (GO): membrane
Source: RefSeq, a predicted model, not a curated record